This is a messenger RNA of Kickxella alabastrina, 1845 nucleotides long. Its product is annotated as 5-oxoprolinase. The record is from RefSeq and is a predicted model, not a curated record. Gene Ontology annotation, biological process: glutathione metabolic process. The coding region runs from base 142 to 1803 and encodes 553 amino acids. The transcript has a single exon. Gene Ontology annotation, cellular component: cytosol. NCBI's taxonomy places the organism in Eukaryota, Fungi, Kickxellomycota, Kickxellomycetes, Kickxellales, Kickxellaceae. Gene Ontology annotation, molecular function: 5-oxoprolinase (ATP-hydrolyzing) activity.
CAGACCGCAGGCCCAAUCGCUCAGACCGCAGGCCCAAUCGCUCAGACCGCAGGCCCAAUCGCUCAGACCGCAGGCCCAAUCGCUCACCCGGCCUCCCUUCCCGCAGACCCGGUCACCCUCGCGGUCUUUGCCCACCGCUUCAUGGCCAUCGCCGAGCACAUGGGCCGCACGCUGCAGAAGACCAGCGUCAGCACGAACAUCAAGGAGCGCUUGGACUUUUCGUGUGCGCUGUUCGACGCCGGGGGCAACCUGGUGGCCAACGCGCCGCACAUCCCGGUGCAUCUGGGAUCGAUGUCGCACGCCGUCAAGUACCAGCUCGACCAGUUUGGCUGCUCGCUGCGCCCAGGCGACGUCGUCCUGGCCAACCAUCCGCAAGCCGGCGGCUCGCACCUGCCGGACAUCACAGUGAUCACGCCGGUGUUCUGCGCGGCCGGCGUGAACAUUAUUUUUUUCGUGGCGUCGCGCGCGCACCACGCUGACAUCGGCGGCAUCGCGCCCGGCAGCAUGCCGCCGGCUUCGCGCGAGCUGUUCCAGGAGGGCGCCGUCACGGCCGGCUUCAAGGUUGUCGAUGCCGGCGAGUUCCAGGACGCCGCCGUGCGCCGCUUUCUUCUGGACGAGCCGGCGCGGUUCCCCGGGUGCUCCGGCUCGCGCAACUACCGCGAUGUCGUGUCGGACCUGCAUGCGCAGAUCGCCGCCAACCAGCGCGGCAUCACGCUGGUGUACCAGCUGUGCGACGAGCGCGGCCUGCCCAUUGUGCAAGCCUACAUGCGCCACAUCCAGCGCACCGCCGAGGCCGCCGUGCGCUCGCUGCUGCGCGACGCACGCGCCAGGCUCAUUGCUGGCGCCGGUGCCGAUGCUGACCCUGACAAGCCCGUCCGCUUGGCCGCUGCUGACCACAUGGACGACGGCAGCCGCAUCAGCCUGGCCGUCGAGAUCUCUGCCGAUGGCUCAGCUGUGUUCGACUUUUCUGGCACGUCGCCCGAGGUGUACGCCAACACCAACGCGCCGCCGUCGGUCACGUCCAGCGCCAUCAUCUACUGCCUGCGCUGCAUGGUGCGCAGCGACCUGCCGCUCAACCAGGGCUGCCUGGCGCCCGUCACCAUCCGCAUUCCGCCCGGGUCGCUGCUGGCGCCGUCGCCCACCGCCGCCGUCGUUGGCGGCAACGUGCUGACGUCGCAGCGCCUGUGCGACGUCAUCCUAACGGCCUUUGGCGCCGCCGCCGCGUCGCAGGGCUGCAUGAACAACCUGACCUUCGGCGUGCCGCCAUCUGCGCCCGAUGCCGCCGACGGCUGGGGCUACUACGAGACCAUCGCCGGCGGCCACGGCGCCGGCCCUACGUGGGACGGCCAGAGCGGCGUGCACACGCACAUGACAAACACGCGCAUCACCGACCCGGAGACGCUCGAGCGCCGCUACCCUGUCAUUCUGCAUCGCUUCUCGCUGCGCCCAGGCUCAGGCGGCCGCGGCGCCCGCCCCGGCGGCGACGGCUGCGUGCGCGACAUUGAGUUUCUUGCGCCAAUGCCCGUGUCGCUGCUCACUGAGCGCCGUGUUUUCCAGCCGCCCGGCCUGCAUGGCGGCUGCAGCGGCGCGCGCGGCGUCAACCUGUGGCGCCGCCGCACCGCAGCCGGCGGCUACCGCGUGCUCAAUCUUGGGGGUAAGAACACCGUCCACGUGUCUACCGGCGACCGCAUCGUCGUGAUGACGCCCGGCGGCGGCGGCUACGGCGCCCCGCCACACUCGGACGACACGGCAAAAGACGAUAAUUCGGCGCUAUUCGAUGACGCGCUGGCAUACUGUGCCUAACCCCUAAAGUUUCAAAACGAUUUUUUAUUCAAAAUAAAGAAC